AUGCAGCCCUCCGAGAUCGCUAGCGCCGAUGAAGAUUGGCUGAUUGACCUUUGCCACGGGUGUCAAAACGAGGGUGGAAUGAUUGGAGGUGAAAAACACGGCUACAAAGUCAUCAAGAUUUCCGACCAGGUCGUAGUCAAAUACGGAUAUGUUCAGGAAUCCGAGGCAGCUACACAAGAGGCUGCAUUCAAUGCGGUAGACCAGAACAUUGUUCAAAUCCCUGAAGUCUACCGCUACAUCGAAUCCAAUCGAUCUUCACAACCAGUGGGAUAUCUCUUUAUGGAGCAUAUUCACGGUCGCACUCUCGACAAGGUUGAUCUCAAUGUGCACACUGAUAUUCCUUCACGAGUGGUGAAAAUACUUGAGCAUCUUGGUCAGAUUCGAAGUGCGGAUUCGAUACCGGGCCCUGUGAAAGGCGGGGAAGCUAUGGGAUAUAUCUUUGGCGACGAAGGUGCGAAAACGGCGUUCACUUCAUUGGAGCACCUGACUGCCUACAUGAAUAAAAGGCUGCAAUAUCGGAACGACUCUAUUGAUCUGGAGCCCUACGACCAGAACUUAGUGCUGUGCCAUGGUGACAUCUGCCGAAGAAACAUAAUUAUGAAGGAGGAUGGCGCCCUUACUCUCCUUGAUUGGGGAUACUCCGGGUUCUACCCUCGAUUUUUCGAGCUCGCCACCCUCUCAUGCGUGCUGCCUUACGACAAAGAGUUUCAGCCACUUGUCAAGAGAGAGUUUGAGGAAGUAUUAAACUUGACCGACCAAGAAAAGCAGGACAUGAAGUUCACACUCUGUGUCCGAGGCGCAAAUCUCAGAUGGUCUUUCGAUGAGCCUGCGCAGAGCUACGAGGAAACAUGCGAUAAAAUAUACCGAGACGCCCUUGCGAGUAAUGCAAUGCUUGCAAAAAAGCUCGAACUUGAAGAACCUAAAGUCUCAGAUCCUGCCAUAGAAACAAAGGUUUGA
Messenger RNA from Penicillium verhagenii, 957 nucleotides. RefSeq lists its product as uncharacterized. Lineage: Eukaryota; Fungi; Ascomycota; Eurotiomycetes; Eurotiales; Aspergillaceae. The coding region runs from base 1 to 957 and encodes 318 amino acids. The record is from RefSeq and is a predicted model, not a curated record. The transcript is spliced from 2 exons.